CACCAACCCUCGUUCCGACCUCCUCUCUCCUAGACUCUUCCAAUUAAGACCACCGGAAAACGAAAUGUAGGCCACCCAAACCCAGACGCAAAUCCUCCUCCUCCCCGCCACCGCCGGCUUGAGAGACGAUGCUGCUCGUGAGCCAGGCCGCGAACGGCUCCCUCUCCGCGCGGCGGCUGCCCUCCAAGCCGCCGGGGCCCACUACCUCCAACCCCUACCCGCUCUUCGCCAACCCCCGCCUACCGCGCCGCCGCCUCGCGCUCUCCGGCGCCGGCGCAGAAGCCCCGCGCCGCGCCGCGCAGACAUCGGCCGCCGUGGGCGAGGGCCCCUCCGGCUCCCCGGCCACCGCCGCCGAGGACCCCGUCCUCGUCCGCGUUGCCGACGACGGGGUGCCCCUGGAGGGCGUCAUCCAGAUAGAGAAGCCCGGGGACGCCAACGCCGGGCCUAAGCUCGUCUCCUACGCGAAGCUGGGGCUUUUGACCGGCGGGGAUGUGCUCUGCCUGCUGGUGUUCUCCGCCAUAGGGAGGUUCAGCCAUGGGCUGCCUGUUCUCGACGCGGAGACGUUCAAGACGGCCGACCCGUUCAUUGCUGGGUGGUUGCUCAGUGCCUAUCUCCUUGGUGGAUUUGGAGACGAUGCAAAAGGGCGAAAUGGUGUGGGGAAUGCUGUUAUCACUGCGGCCAAAUCCUGGGUUGUCGGGAUACCGCUGGGGCUUGCUAUCCGAGCACUGGCAUCUGGUCAUAUUCCACCAACUCCUUUUAUCUUGGUAACCAUGGGAGGUACAGGGGUCUUGUUAACUGUAUGGCGUGCCCUGGUUUCUCAACUCCUUUCCACUGGACAGAAGCAGCAGGAUGAUGUCUACCGGCGUGGAAGUUCUUUCGAGCUUUUUGAGUUACUCACAUCACUGGUGCGGAGGUGGUGAUGUCUGAAGGCCGAAACAAUAAAAGGUCACGGUUACCUGUGUGUAAGUACAAUUUUGAAGGUGAAGAUGAGCAGACUAAAACCUAGUUUGGAGCAUAUGCAGGAUCAAAAAUCCUUUGACAAGAUCACACGCGCAACACAGCGCUAAGUGUCUUAUUUAUAAGAUGUGCGUGAUCAACCCCCUUGUAAAAUUAUAUAUGUAGCUUGACUUUCUAAUCAAUAAACUUUGCCUCGUGUACCGGCAUUUUCGAUUCCAAUAUAUGAUUUCGCUACACUGUGCCA
Molecule: messenger RNA, 1201 nt
Organism: Phragmites australis (common reed)
Lineage: Eukaryota; Viridiplantae; Streptophyta; Magnoliopsida; Poales; Poaceae
Exons: 5
Coding region: 129-920 (263 amino acids)
Source: RefSeq, a predicted model, not a curated record